This is a messenger RNA of Tauraco erythrolophus (red-crested turaco), 1408 nucleotides long. Lineage: Eukaryota; Metazoa; Chordata; Aves; Musophagiformes; Musophagidae. The record is from RefSeq and is a predicted model, not a curated record.
AUGCUUCUCUCAUGUGAUGACAAAAUACUUGGGCUCCUGGACUCUCUUACUGAGAACUUGGGAAGGAGAUACUCGUCACUUGUGCAUAGUGACUUGCUUGACUACCUGGACAGGCUUAACCACUUAUUGGAGGAUUCUCCCAUUGUUCCAGGACUGUUAAUGCAGUGGAGGUCUGACAUAAACUUGAUUAGUGUGUAUAUUCUGGGAAGUGAAACAGCUAAAAAGGCAGUAGAAGAUUCGGAAGAAAAGAAAACAGUUCAGUCAAAGAAAAAGAUUAAAGAAUUAAGAAUUUUGGAUGGAAAAACCGCACAAAAUUUAUCAAUAUUUUUGGGUUCUUUCCGUUUGCCUUAUGAAGAAAUAAAAAAUAUAAUUUUAGAAGUUGAUGAAGAGAAGCUGAGUGAAUCCUUGAUUCAGAAUCUAGUGAAGAAUCUUCCUGAGCAGAAAGAACUCAAUGCCUUAGCCGAAUUAAAGGAUGAAUAUAACGAUCUUGCUGAGUCAGAACAGUUUGGAGUUGUGAUGAGUUCAGUGAAAAUGUUGCGGUCACGUCUCAAUGGGAUCCUUUUCAGACUCAUGUUUGAAGAGCACGUAAACAAUAUCAAACCUGACAUUAUGGCGGUUACACUGGCUUGCGAAGAGCUGAAGAAAAGUGAAAACUUCAGUAAGCUUUUAGAAUUAGUUCUGUUCCUUGGGAACUACAUGAACUCUGGCUCCAGAAACGCACAGUCUCUUGGUUUUAACAUCAGUUUUCUUUGCAAGAUUCGAGAUACUAAAUCAUCAGAUCAGAAAACUACCCUGUUGCAUUUUCUGGCAGAAAUCUGUGAGGAGAAUUACCGGGACAUCUUAAAAUUUCCAGAUGAAUUGCAGCAUGUUGAGAGAGCAAGUAAAGUUUCAGCCCAGACUCUGAAGAGCAACCUUGAUUCAAUGAACCAGCAGAUCCAGCGCCUAGAAAAAGACAUUGAGAACUUCCCUAAAACACAAGAUGAACAUGAUAAAUUUGUAGAAAAGAUGAGCAGCUUUGCUGAGAGUGCUCGAGAGCAAUAUGAAAAAUUGUCCAACAUGCACAACAACAUGACUAAAUUGUAUGAAAGUUUGGGAGAAUACUUUACCUUUGAUCCCAAAGCAAUAAGCAUAGAAGAAUUCUUUGGUGAUCUGAGCAACUUCAGAACUCUGUUUUUGGAGGCGCUAAAAGAAAACAACAAAAGAAGAGAACUGGAGGAGAAAACAAAGAGAGCCAAAUUGGCUAAAGAGAAGGCUGAACGAGAGAAACUGGAGCGACAGGCAAAGAAGCAGAAGUUGAUUGAUAUGAACAAAGAGGGCGAUGAGACAGGAGUGAUGGAUAGUCUGCUUGAGGCCUUGCAGUCAGGAGCAGCAUUCAGAGAUCGCAGGAAACGAACACCAAGAGCACAAG